Messenger RNA from Biomphalaria glabrata, 5287 nucleotides. RefSeq lists its product as uncharacterized. The transcript has 9 exons. The record is from RefSeq and is a predicted model, not a curated record. Gene Ontology annotation, molecular function: scavenger receptor activity. Gene Ontology annotation, cellular component: membrane; cytoplasm. The coding region runs from base 418 to 2586 and encodes 722 amino acids. Lineage: Eukaryota; Metazoa; Mollusca; Gastropoda; Planorbidae.
AUCAUUCAGAUGUAUCUACCUUCAUACUUGAUUUAAGUGUCAGCACAGCUGUGAGUGAUGUGACAACUUGAUAGAAGACUGCCAAUGAUGUAGUUAACCCACAUGCAAGUGAAGUCUAUUAUAGCAUGUGAGAAAUUCAUUUGAAAACCCAGAGGCCACUGAGCUCACGCUACUUCUAUAUAAUAGACUACGCCUGAGCGUUAUCUGAUGGAUGUUAUGUUAAAGUAGAUUAUGCAUCUAAGUAUCGUCUAGUCAUCGCCCUGAGCGUUAUUUCUAAUCUUAAAAGUCAUGACGUGAUUGGACUUGAUAACUUCAACUUUAAUGCCAGCGUCUUUUAGAGACCAUGCACGCGUCAGUCAUGGACAAUGUCCCUCUCCAGACUGACCGCUGUACCCUCGCCGUGUACUUGAGUGUAGUAUGCCGAGAUCCUACCAGGUGUCCAUGGUACGAGGGUCUCACGAUCACCACGCGCCUGGAGCCUGGUCACUUAAGGACAGAACAGACACUGACUACGGAUCUGAGGCCCGGGGACGGACUGUGUCUACCCACAUCUUGGGACUAGGGAUCGUCUUAGUUGGCGUCUUACUGCUAGCCAUCGGUCUGAUCAUGGGGCUGGAGUUUCCCAAGUACGUCCACGAGCAGUACAAGGAGAGCCAGUGUGUGGUCACUACAGAGAAGGACUCGUACACGUCAUGGGUUGCAGGAACAGAAUGGGAUAGAAAGGUCAAACUCUAUUACUGGACACUGGCCAAUGUGAAUGAAUUUCUGUAUCAAGGAAAGAUCCCAGAGUUCAUAGAGAAAGGUCCGUAUGUUUACAUAGAGCAAGAGGUCAAGGAAGAUGUUGCUUUUGCCGUGACAGAAGUGACCUACAGGUUGAACCGGAAGUACACUUUUGACCUGGAGUCUACUAUCAGUGAGUGCAGAGUUUGCCAGACAGACGAGCAGCUUUCCAUUAUCAACACAUGGUAUCUACAGAUGGUAGGGCUAGCAGGGGGAGAGAACUCGCUGGCUUGGUCAUACGUCCCCAAGUAUACUUCUGAGUUUCUCAGACACUUUGGCUUCAUCUACACCGACGAAGACGUUAUUAUCUACAACUCGAAUGUUUCCAUUCUGGGCAGCAUUUCUUCAGCGACACCGCCUGAGUUUCAGCCGCCUUGGAGCCAUUUCUUCUUCGGCAGCUGGUUGAACGGCUCCUCCAGCUCUUCUAAAUCUACUCUCCUCAGCGAGAGGAAGGACCAGUCUUUCACUAUCCUGGAGAUAACGGCCUUGUACAAAGUGUUUAGUAAUGUGACAUUGUUGGGUGGUCAGGCCCUAGCACUGCCCAACGUGACGUUGCAGGCUAUAUGUGACCACUGGGCUGAGAACAUCUGUUCCAGCUACUACGUUAAGCUAAAGGGCGUGGGCGUCCCAGAAUGUGGCAUCUACUACGUGCUGAAAAGAUGCCAGGACAUGAACAUCACAUCCCAGGCGAGGGAGAUCCUUCAAAAGGCAUUCUGUCCGCCUGGAGAAGAUGGUUGCCUUAAUUUCACGGGAGCCCCAGACGAUCUGCUCCCUGCGUACAGAAGCGUUAUAUUUGACUUCCUGCUGUUCUUGUCUGAGGUUGUUCUGGAAAGCGUCAAGUCGUCCCGGGACAUGAGUCCAGUUGUUACAAGGAAUCAAAGCGAGCUGGCCCUGGGAUACAAUAUCACUGUGGACAGCGUCAUCGGAGUUCUGCGUGUGCCUGGUGUUCUGCAGAUGAAGUGGAAGGAUGGAACUCGCCCGCUGUGGAAUGUCCUGACGUGCCUUGAUGACAGAGAUAUGAACAACAACAUGGUCUUACAAAGAUAUAACAACAUGUGGUCAACUCCGGCCCAACUGCUGAGGAAUCCAAACUUAACACCCAGUCUUACUUCAUUUACUGACUUCGCUACUUCCUGUUCUGCACUUCGCGCAUGCGCCACUUGCUAUUCAUUGCCAGCUUCCAUUACCAUCUUCAUGGAAGAUUUGCUAAGACCCGUGCCCUUUGAUCUCAACUCUAGUUCAUCUCUCAGUGACGUUGACGUCUAUAACUACACUCUGAACAAAGAUGUGCUCUUCACUUCUGACCUUUACCUGGUGGAUCAGGGACUUCAAGCCAUGUCAGGCAUCACUGGAUACACGUCAUGGGCAGGACUACCUCAUGCAGUAGGAGGCUCAAUCGCCCACCUAAAAAUGGAGAAAUCACAGAAACCUGGCGACACCUUUGUUGUUGUAGAGCCAGUCACUGGGAGGGUCUGGGAGAAGCAUACGCAGCUUCAAUGGAACGCCGCUGUCAGUAACGAAAGUGCUUUCUUUAAUGGGAGGAAAGUCUCAGCUGUUCAUCUUCCGCUUCCAGUGUACUGGUGGCACAGAUCGGCCGUGAUCAGCUCGAGUCAAGUGGAUUACUAUAAGCAUCUGGUAAGCCGACUGAUGCCAGUGGCUUGUGGUGGCCUCGUGGGAUUCAGCGUCGUGGCAGUUUUAGUGGCCAUCUUGGGGGCCAUCAUCUGUGUCUACCCCAGCAAGCCCAACAGAGUUGUGCCCAUGAUGGAAGACUCGGCCACCAACCUUCCAAACGGGAAACACUUUUAAACAUUUCUGCCAGAUUGUGUAAAAGAGCGUUGCCAUAGCAACAAAGACAAAACACUGCCAAGUGCCGCAUCGCCGACAAAAGCAAAGCAAACAAAAAAAAAGUUGAUAAUAAAUAGACAUUUGAAACGGCUUUUCGCCUGUUUGUUUGUGAUAACAAUGUUGCCUGUUAUGCUGCCUACUGCCUCCAGCUACAAUCUAUAGAGGAUCGAAAUGUUUUCAAACUGUUCCUGUUAAAGACGAAACUUGACAUCGGUAUCAAACGAUCUGACCUGACUCUGAGCUCAUGUUGAAUGGAUCCUGCAAAACACAAAACUAUCGAUUCGAUAAACUCAUUUAACAGUGUGAUGAAUUAUCGAUCUACGUUAUUUGUUAUUUUAUUCAAUUUAUUUCUAGAAUCUAGGGGGGCGCGGUGGUUGAGUGGUUACGAACCUGUGGUCUUGGGUUGGAAUCUCGGUGAAGACUGGGAUUUUGAAUUUCGGGAUUUUUAGGGCGCCUCUGAGUCCACCCAACUCUAAUGGGCACCUGACUUUAGUUAGGGAAAAGUAAAGGCGGUUGAUAGUUGUGCUGGCCACAUGACACUGUGUUCGUAAACCUUUGGCCAUAACAUCAUCUGCCUCAUAGAUCGCAAGGUCUGAAAGGAAUACUUUACUUUACUUUACUUUACUUUCUAUUUCUAGAAUCGAUACCAACAUGUAGGUUUUGUAAAGCAGAUUGUGAUUACUUUGAAAAUGAAUUCUGUAGCAAUCAAAUUUUGGUAUUGCCAAGAAAUUCUUUAGGUGCUUUCCUAAUUAAAUAAUUAAUAUUGACAUUUUAUUUAAACUAAUAAUAAAAAUGCUGAUAAAUCUUUGUUCAUUCUCACGUUGCUAAAGAAAAUAAUCUCAUCAUGUCAUAUGUAGUAGAUCUAUAUUAUACAAGUUAAUCAAGUAAUGUGCUGGGGGAAAAGUUCCAUAACUAAUGGUCACAUUCUCCAAUUACCUAUUGUCCCUCAAUUGUAGAGUGACUGGCCUUUGAAAAAAAAAAAACGAGAAUACUCGGUGUCGCUGUGUUCAUAUGUGUAGAUCUAAUAAAGGGAGCUUAAGGAAGGCAAUGAUAGUAUUUUAUUGUAUUUAAAACAAAAGUAGGAAUGAGGAAUAUAAGAUAGUGGUCUUGUGACUUUUUGCUUGUUUUUGUUAAAUUUAAACCAAUUCCUUUUUUAUUUGUUCACAUUUCUCCAGUAAAAACUGAAAUACAUUUCGAUUCGUUGUUUUUACAUGAUGCAUACUUUAACAGGGGCGGACUGGGUGCCGAGAUCGGCCCCUAUCUUGUGUGCACUAUGCCGAGAUCGGCCCCUAUCUUGUGUGCACUAUGCCGAGAUCGGCCCCUAUCUUGUGUGUACUAUGUCGAGAUCGGCCCCUAUCUUGUGUGCACUAUGCCGAGAUCGGCCCCUAUCUUGUGUGCACUAUGCCGAGAUCGGCCCCUUUCUUGUGUGCACUAUGCCGAGAUCGGCCCCAAUCUUGUGUGCACUAUGCCGAGAUCGGCCCCUAUCUUGUGUGCACUAUGUUAAAUCUCCAUCCCUACAUGUCGCUAGAUAUAAUGCGCAAAGUUUGAUCAAGCCUCGAACACUGAACUCACGAUUGAGUCAGUUGACUGCUACAUGAGGAAAUGUAAUAGAAAAAAGAAACGUGUACAGUACAAUCGAAAUCUUAAUUAGUCUAAAUAGAAAACUUGAUGACAUGAUUGUGAAAUGAUUGUGAAAUGAUUGUGAAAUGAUUGUGAAAUGAUUGUGAAAUGACUCAAAGAGUACAACAUGACACUUAAUAAAGGAGCGACAUGAACACCUCCAUCUACUGUACACAUCAACAAAGUAGGCGUGCGCGGCGCUACUUGUCCAAAGCAAUGUCUUCUAGAACGUACUUCUCACUAGCCAUCAACAGGAACAGGAAAAGUAAGAAAUCAUUUAACAAGACUUACUUUCAUUCAAAGUGGUCCAUGGGUCGGUGACCCCAUUCUGUGCAGGACCAACGACAUUUGCCCGAAUGCCUAUCUAGCCAGUCCGACCUUGACCGUGUGUUUUCAUUUCACCUAAAGCAUGUGUGAACAUUUUUUGUUGCAAAAAUUGUCUUCAUUUUCAGCAAACAAAUGUUACAUUACAUUUUACUUCCCCCCCCCCCCCCCACCAAAGUAGAGUGACAAGCUUUAAUGAAAAUAUAACUUAAAAUCAAAUUCAGUGGAUUUUAAACCAGUUAAAGGGGGCGGGGGAGCAUACCAGCAACAAAAUUUGUCAAAAAUGACGCUUUUGUGCUUUUAGUAACUGUAAGGAAAACAUUCAUAGGACUGCCACGGAAAUGGUGGAUCACGAAAACUUCACAUUUCUGUCACAUUCAAGAGAAAGAAAUAGUUUUAUAAUGAUAGUGGAUUACUAAAUCGAGAUCAUAAGAUACCUAAGUGACCAUUGUGUCCAAACAUUCCAUCCUUUUCACUGCGACUUUUAAAAGUUCAGGCGUAUGUAAACCAACAGGCUAUGACCGAAAAGAGAUCUGUAAUAGAUUAUGUACACAAGUCUUGACUGAAACAAUAUAUGUAGGAGUAUUAAUCAUUGUACAUAUUCUAGCCAAUGUGUUCUUUAUUUAUUGUAACUCUAGUGUAUAGUGUACAUGCUUUUUUUACCUAUUAUUUUGGCGGCAUCCAACGCUGUCUACACUACGUCAAUGAUCAAGUCAAU